GAACUGUCUCUGUGGACUGACCGUCCUCUGGUGUCUCCGCAGAGCGAGAUCGUGCGGGAUGACUCGUCCUCUGGCCUGCUGGAUUGUGUCCGUGAGGGUUUGACGCGUCUGUUGGGCGUCGGCGCUCCUCACAGCCGCCGCCUGCUUCCUCUCAGCUCUCUGCUGCUUCCUGCCGCGCUGCAUGCCGUCCUGCGCUACGCCAUCGCCGCCUCUGUCCAGCGGGUGGCGCUGUGGCUGCACCAGCGGGGCAGGAAGCAGCGGGUGGAGCCGUCCAACCCCUUGGACGCCUACUUCCCCGAGCUGGCGGCGGCGUGGGCAGGGUCCCUGGUUGCGGACGUGGCGUUGUUUCCCCUGGAGACGGCGCUGCACCGCCUCGGCCUGCAGGGCACGCGCACCAUUAUCGAUGCCACUGACGGUGCGGCAGCCGCCGUGGGGAACGGUGGCAGCCCGCUGGUCCUCCCCGUCAACACGCAGUACGACGGCUUCUCCGACUGCCUCCACCACAUCCGCCGCAAGGAGGGCGCCGCCGGCUUCUACCGUGGCUUCGGGGCGCUGGCGGUGCAGUACGCGCUGCACGGAGCGCUGCUCGCCGCGGCCAGGACGCUACUGAGGCUGCUGCUGCUGGAGGGCCGCGCCAGCUAGAACCGUCGCCAUGGAGACACAGCAUCAGUUCCCGUGCACACUUCAGCUCCCACACCAUCCGAUGCUCAGCAGCUCCUCAGAGCGGACGUCAGCUUUUCACCUUCCACAGCGUUCACACAUACGUUAGCUUAGCACAAAGACUGGACGCGGAGGGAAACUGUUAGCUUAGCUUAGUACAGCAUGACCUCGUGACCCCGUGUUGAAAACAACUUCCUGUUUAUGUUUAAAUCCUGGAAGCUGAUUGGCCGCUGCUGAGCACUGAAGUGUAAACUAAAAUAAAAUAGAAAGUCACUUUUUAUAUGUAUAAAGUUGUAAAAAAAGAUAAACGUGACGCGUAGAUUUAUUGAUGAUUGAUUAGUAAUUAUUGGAGGCGCAGAGCUGCGGUGAUGUGUUUGAGAAGAGCUUCGAAGCUCUGUAACUUUGAAUCUUUGCAGCUUUGAGUCUUUGUGUUUAAGCUUUGUGCUGUUGUGUUUUUGGUCGUUAUCGUCUGUUUGCUGUGAAGAAAAAAUAAAAACAAAUCUGUG
Molecule: messenger RNA, 1166 nt
Organism: Plectropomus leopardus (leopard coralgrouper)
Lineage: Eukaryota; Metazoa; Chordata; Actinopteri; Perciformes; Serranidae
Source: RefSeq, a predicted model, not a curated record